Messenger RNA from Solea solea (common sole), 5731 nucleotides. RefSeq names its product NCK-associated protein 5-like (gene nckap5l). NCBI's taxonomy places the organism in Eukaryota, Metazoa, Chordata, Actinopteri, Pleuronectiformes, Soleidae. Gene Ontology annotation, cellular component: microtubule plus-end. The record is from RefSeq and is a predicted model, not a curated record. The coding region runs from base 414 to 4649 and encodes 1411 amino acids. Gene Ontology annotation, biological process: microtubule depolymerization; microtubule bundle formation. The transcript has 13 exons.
GCCUCACUCGCCCUGGAACAAUGGGAGACAUGGCAGCCUCUGCAGACAGCAGAGACACACAAUGCACAUGCCCAAGGACGAGCCUUUUCUAGCUGUAGCAUAGAGGAAACCGGCUUCCUCGCCACACUCCAAGGGUGACGGCACUUUUAAGGGAGGAAAAUAAUCUCCUCCUCAACCGGAAAACAGAAAUGUAAGGUUGUGGUCUCUGUCGCUCUCUCUUUCUCUCUGUCUUUUCUUUUUCUUCCUCUGGUGCCUUAACAUUUCACUCUGCUGAGGAGGCUUUUGAUGCAGCGACUGGAUGACUGAAAAGUCAGCAGGAGGAAGCUCCUUGGUUUUGUUGCUGGUGGGAGACAGAGGAGCGUGACAGGAGACUGACUCCUCUUUAAAGAUCAUAAGGAGAGUGGAAACCACAGAUGAGAACAAUGUCUGAUGAGACAGAACAGAGAAUGUGUGAUGAGGACUUUGGCACGGACGAGGAGGGUGAGGAAGCAGACGUGGAGUCCUACCUGGAGGACAACAGCAGCGAGCUCAUGGAUCGGCUGAGAGAGCUCGAGGCUGAGAAUUCUGCUCUGAUUUUGGCAAAUGAGAGUCAGAGGGAGGCUUAUGAGCGAUGCCUGGAUGAGGUGGCCAACCACGUGGUCCAAGCUCUGCUUAAUCAAAAGGAUCUGAGAGAGGAGUGCAUCAAGCUGAAGAUGCUGGUGUUUGACCUGGAGAGACAGAACCGAGCACUUUGUGAGCUUUUCCAACAAAAACUGCCCAACCACCCUGCUGCUCACUAUCAGGUCCACGCAGGACCCCUCCCAGACUACAAUGCACAGCUGCACAAUGACUCUGCCAAGCAGGUGGAGCCUGCACAGACUGAAGCACAAGCCAAGGGAAAUGGCUACCGCACACAACAUGCUUCCCCGGGCCCUCGUGGCCCCGCCGCCUCCAUGGAGGCGCUGUCCCCCUUCUUCAAGAAGAAAGCACACAUCCUGGAGGUCCUGCGCAAGAUGGAGGAGACGGACCCUCUUAAGUUCCACCCGUCCACCACGAGCCUGUCUUUCUGCGACUACAGCCAGGUGCUCAUGUCCACGGAGGCCGUUCUGGCCACUGCAGACCCUCUUCCAUUACAGUGCAAAUCCCACCACACACACUGCCGCUGCUCCUGCUCUGACGCCGACACGCACCACCAUGUCAACGGCGACGGCGCGGUGAAGUGUGAGGGAGGGAGCACCUGCUGUUUGCACUGCAAGAAGAGUCUGGACAGUCCCCCAAAGCCAUGCAACCACGUCUGUAGCCCUUCAAAAGCCACUCAGAGCCAUGUGGUUCCUGCAGCUGCUAUGAGUGAAUGUCACAGUAAGUCUGUCCCCUUGUCUAAACAAUGCACCAAGAAUGAAGCCCACCAGCAACCAGCAGGCGCCACUGCCCACUCGUCAGUCACAGAAGCAGCUGAUCACAGUCUGGAGGUGAUGGGAGUGGAGCAGGAACAGGACAAUUCCACAGAGAGUUGUCUCAAGGCCACUUCCUCUGAAGAGCUCACUGGUUUCUGUCCCACGACCCACCUGCCCAGCUCUGUGAAAGAAAUCUCCCUCCUUGACAUGGAAACGAGUGAUAGCGUCCACAAUGCCUUGGUGCUCUCCGCUGUCAACGACGGUUCAAAUGACUCCUCAUCCAUCCCAGAGAAAGACAGCACAGAGCAGGAGGCCUCCUCUGUGAGAGCCGGUGCCUCUGUCAGCCCCAGCCCCUCCUGCCUCAGUGACGUCAAAGCCGCAGCCAUCAACUCCCCGUCCAAACUGCUCAAGUUUUUAAAGAUUCCCUCAAUUGGGGAGAAGUCUCAGCCUUCGACCUCUCCUGUGCGCCUGAGCCCCCAGCUCACCCGCAGCUCCAGGAUCCCAUGUCGCACCAACAACUACGAGGUCUACCACUCUCCUGUUCCCACAAGAAGAGCCACCACCACAGAGCGGUGCAGGCAGCCCCCUCCACCACCUGCCAGGUCUGAGUCCUACCCCGCCACGCACUCCGCACCAACCUCCCCUCCACAGCCUGAAGACAUCUGCUCCCCGCCCGCUAAGGAAAUAAGCUACAGCAGUCUCUCUGCACCUAAAGUCAGUGCUGACUCAAAGAUGGCUGCUUCCUCCUCCACAUCCUCUUCCUCGCCCAAAGUAUCCCAGAGGGUUCCUCAUUAUGAAAAUGUCUGUGAAAUGUCUACUAACUCUGGACAAGAGGAGCCCACCCAGGGCCUGGAGAAAAGAACUACUCUUCCAUCUCAAACAAAAGCGAGCAGUGGUGAGCGGAAGCUUGUUAAGUCACUUCCAGAAAGUGCCCUGAAUCCUCCUCCUCAACGAAAGCAGUCGUCCUCCUCUACAUCAGAGUCCACAUCAGAUGAUGAAGAAGAUUCAGACAGUCCAGUGUGGGUUAACCAUCACAGCCUGCCCAACUCAUCCGCUCUCAGUAAAGCUCAGGGCAGAAACACAGAGAAACAGGAGACUGGCGUAAGGCAGGGCACCGUGCAGAGCUCUGGGGUCGCUCAGCCUCCACCGCCGCCUCCUGCCAGAAGGAGCGACUCCUCUUCUAUCCCCAAGAGACCUGUGAGUAGUGCAGCGAGAUCCCAGACUGACUCCAGUCACCACGCUUUCAAAGACAGGCUGGCUGCAUUGGGUAAACUGAGGAGCUCUGAGGAUUUACAGGUCGGUCUCAGGCUGGUCGACACUGCAAAUGAUGGCACUUUUGUGGAAGAAAGGAGCAAGACAGUGGAGAGGCCCAUGGAGCUCCCGAAAGAGGAGCAGAGACACUCAAAACACACAGACUCUCUAGACGGUAAACCUAAAAUUGUCAGUGGUGGUUUGAAAUAUCCUGGGUCAACUCAGCUGUAUGAGCAGGCGAUAAAAUCUCAGCCUCCUGCUGCAGUGGUGAAACAAGAACUGUGUGUGAUGAAGCCUGAAGGCUCCAAGAGUAAAAUAGGUCUGCCGUCCCCCAACACGGAUGCUCCACAGGUGCUACGCAACAACAUCAAGUGUCCUGGCUCCUUGAAUCUGGCCUAUAAUGUUAAACCUGGUUCUCACAGUCACAGCAGCCCUAACAAAAUCCCUCCAAAGUCUCCGUCUAAACCUUGCCAAGGCCCGUCUGUCCACAGAGGGGGGAAGCCCACAGAGGCCCCGCGUUACUCAUCAAAAUCAGAAGAGAGAACCAAGAUCAGUGGGAAAGGGAAAAAGAAUCCCAUGUAUGGAGACAGCCUUCCGCCUCCUCCUCCGAGACCUCCAACAUCGGAGGGGGAGAAGCCCCUGCAGCCAGUGCCCAGCCCACAAUCUGCCAUCGAGCAGAAGGUGAUGAAAGGAAUUGAGGAGAACAUGCUGAAGCUCCAGGAGCAGGACAGAGGAGGGCAGGCCAGCGAGGUCAAGCAGAAAUCCUCCAAUGGCAUCGCAAGCUGGUUCGGCCUGAAGAAGAGUAAGCUGCCCGCACUGAGCCGGAAGACGGACGCGACCAAAUCAAAGGACGAGAAGAAGGAGUGGAAGAUAAACAUCCCCUCAGUGGGGAGGGACUCUGUGAAAAUGGCCACAAGGUGUAAAGAAGGCGUGGAGGGUCUGAACAUCUCAACCCUGAUGGAGAAGGCAGAGGGUCUGAGGAGGGCUCUGGAGGAGGAGAGGGCCUAUGUGGAGCGGUCAGGUCGCGGUCACUCCUGUGAGGUUGUGAUGGACCAAGCACAGGGACAGCUGGCUGUCAUGUACAGGGGAGCACGCUCCGACAACUUCAUGCAACAGCUGCUAAACAGAGUGGACGGUAAGGAGAUGAUCAGUGUUCCCCAGCACCGGCUUUCAUUUGACUGUAAGACCUCCAAACCAGUGUUUACUCAGCAGAGCGACGUCAUCAGUCACACCACCAGUCGUGACGACAUGGAGAAGGGAUCAGACAGAAUUGGAAAAAUCACAUCAGAUGAAAACCUUGCAGAUCCAGUUCACGCUCAACACUUUGCAGGUUCUGGUGCUUCCACAUACACACUGGACAGUGGUAUCGGCACGUUCCCUCUGCCCGACUGCAGCGGCAGCGCAACAGGACGGGGCCUAUCGAAGAUGAGAGCCGGCUCUGAGCACCACUCCUCAGGCUCGCCGGGGAGAGCAGGGAGACGGGCACGCACCCUGGACAGAGAGCUGACGACGCAGGAAGAGUGUUACGCUCAGCACAAACAACUGAUUCCCACUAUACAGUACGGCGGCUCCAUACUGGAGGGAAGGAACUCAGCCAGCGUCAUCCGCGAAGACAAAGAAGCUCAUGGAGCAAACAUGUUCUCUCCUCGCACAAAGACUUGGACCUUCCCCAACCUCAAGACUCCAGCAGGACCUGCAGAGGUUUACCUGGCAGUGGAGGAGGAAGAAGAGGAGACGGUGUCCUUUGGAUCACCGUUCAGAGGGAGCAUGAAGGCCGGUGGUCCCUCCUCCAGUCGGAUAGUUGACCCAGGCAGCUUGCCGGUCCCUGCCCAGACGGGGAUGAGCCGCAGGGGAAAGAGCCGCACUCCCAGCGUCCCCGAGAUGAGCCGGGAGUCUGGGCUUGAGCUGCUGAGGGAGAGGCCGGAGGAAGCGCUGUCCCCAAGCCGACCUCAGGUCCUGGAGACGCCGGAGUCUCUGAGCGAUUCUCUGUACGACAGUCUGUCAUCCUGCGGCAGCCAAGGAUGAUCCUCAGACAGAACUGGGGAGACAGUUACUCAUCUAGUCCACAGAUAUAAAAAAAAAAACACACACCCAGCGCCACUCUGACCACACGUCUUCUGGCCACGGGCUGUUCUGUGAUGCUGCUGAACCCGCUGCCACCUUUUGAGGAAAAGAAACUGUGUCCUGUUGAUGUCCGCACAGAAUAAUCUGGUGAUGUAUCAUCAGCUGCUUCUGCUGCAACUGGAAAGAUGAAUGGAUAGACUUCUCCUCAGGAUUUCAAAUAAAACAUGAAGCCAAAAGUCACCCAAAUGACCUACGUUGUUCACUUUUUUCACAAUCAGACUCGUCUGUGGAUCCUUCUCUUUAAUUCAUGUGUACAGGACAGCAAGACGCAUGGCCACGCUAGCGAUUAGCACAAACCCUUGACACUCUGGUAGUUGUUCGGCAACUUGUCUUUUGUGUUUUUUUUGUGUGUUUCUCAUCAUCGGCAAACACGUCUUUGUUGUACAUCCAGGAAGCAGUGAAGCGCUAACCACUUUGAAAACUGAAGUACUGUAACUGUAUCAAUGCGUCAAUCUUUCUGUUUCUCAACAUCAUUUCAUCACAUAAUGUGUUGGAAAAACAACAAAAAAAAAACAUUGGAGCUCUGAAAAGGAAAAAAAAAGAAUGUUCAUGUCUGUGACUCUUAAUUGCUCAACUCAUGCAUCACAACUUUAAAUGUAUAAACGACUUUAUUGAUCAUGUUGAUAUUGGGUUUUUUUCUUCGACCGAGGACGGUUGUCAGAAUGUGUCUGUUUGAAAUCAUACUACAUUUAAAGGUAAUAUAAACCAGCAAUAACAGCAUAGAAAAGAGAAAUGGCUACACUAUUCGAUGAAUAUGUAUUUCUAUUAUUUAUUUAUUUUAAAUGUGCAUCAUUUUGCGUUCAUCGUCUCUUUUCUUUAAUUCUUUUUUGUUAUCUCUGUGAAAAUUGCAGUCUCCUCGCUUAGUAGAUUAUGUUCAUAUCUUGUAUUUCUACAUCUCCGUUGCUGUUUGUUAGCCCUAGCCAAUAGAGGUCGUAUGUACCUACUGCCGUUUUUCAACUUUCUAAUUAAAAUGUUUUGAUUUA